This is a messenger RNA of Sardina pilchardus (European sardine), 1928 nucleotides long. Its product is annotated as complement C1q-like protein 2. The record is from RefSeq and is a predicted model, not a curated record. The coding region runs from base 10 to 624 and encodes 204 amino acids. Gene Ontology annotation, molecular function: protein binding. NCBI's taxonomy places the organism in Eukaryota, Metazoa, Chordata, Actinopteri, Clupeiformes, Clupeidae. The transcript is spliced from 2 exons.
AAGACACAAAUGGAGGCCAGAUUGACUGCUAGUGAAAGUAAAGCAGAGACCAUGGAGACCAGAUUGAGAGCCAGUGAGAAGACAGUCGAGGAGCAGAGAGCUGUAAUUAAGGAGCUAAAGGAGAAACAGGAGGAGCAGGCAGCAGCUGUGAGAGCUGUAGGAGGAAAUGUGAACAUCACGGGGAGUCAGGUGGAGGAGCUGAGGAGGGAGAGAGAGCAGAGGAGGGUUUCUUUUUCUGCCUCACUAGGAGAUGGGACCUUUGGACCCUUUAAAGACGCAACCCCCCUGGUCUUCAAACAUCCAUUCAUCAACAUUGGAAGUGCUUAUAACCCAAACACAGGAGUGUUCACAGCCCCAGUCAGAGGGGUGUACCACUUUGUCUUUUUCAUCUUUGGGAAUGGUCAUGCAAGCACCCCUACCGGGGUAUCACUCUAUAAAAACGCCCAACACAUAGUUCUUGCCUACGCUGAGCAGACGGCUAAGUAUGUGAAGCCCUCCAAUGGGGCCUCUCUGCUGCUGGAGGUGGGGGACGUGGUCUACCUGAAGCUGUGGCCCAACGGCUGGGCCAGGGACAACGACAACCACCACACCACCUUCUCUGGACACCUGCUCUUCCCUGUGUGAUGUUAGAAGAGACUCAAGGCUUCCAACACAAAGACCACUCAGUACCUUGGUUUACAGUACAUUAACUGCCUUUUUUGUUUUUCUGUUGUGCCAUCUGUUCACACGGGGUAGCUUCUGUUCACACGGGGUAGCUUCUGUUCACACGGGGUAACUUCUGUUCACACGGGGUAACUUCUGUUCACACGGGGUAACUUCUGUUUACACGGGGUAGCUUCUGUUCCCAUCAGGUGCUCUCCAGCGCUCUGGAAUCUUGGAUGAUUAUAAAAUCACACGCUGUUAAAAUAAAGACACGUGGUGCCAGUUUGGCCGUGUAUUAUGCUGCACUAACUGGGAACACACACACACACACACACACACACACACAAAUACACUCAUACAUACUCACUCGAACAUUGACACACAGCAUGCACACAAACAAAUUCUCUCCAUCUUUCACAACUCAUCUUUAUUUUAACUAGGAUAAUUGUACUGUAUGAAUAGAUGACUUUACAAUGUGUUGCUUUACAAUAUUUAACACAGUUUAUAAAAAUAAGUAGCCAAGGCUGCAGACAAAUAGGUCUACACUAAACAGCAAACAUUUUCAGUAAAUCACGUUUAUAUAUUAACAUUCCUUAAUACUGUAAUAUUAAUAUCAUCUCAUGCCUCUCCCGAUAGUGUGAUCUACUACAGUACUUGCGCUGACUGUGAGCCUAAAUAAAGUUCAUGUUCACGGUGUAGCCUAAUGUGACAUUUAUUCCAAUUAAUGCAAAAUAUUUUAUGUUGACUUCUGCUGACAUUGACACCCACGAAUGUGCAAGGAGAUAUUGUUUUUUGUGAACCAAAUAUAAGUGCCUAUAAUGAGAACCUUUUCCCAAAAUUUCCAAAACGAACACCAUUUAAGCAUCGCUGCGCUUAUCUUACAUCUUUUCUCCCACAGAUUACUAGACUGCAAGGUAUUCUGUAUCAACCAGAAACCCAGCUGAUACUAGAUAAUCUGUUUCAGUAGGCUAAGUAUUAAUACUUUGCACCUCAUGGUGUGCUUUAUAUGAUGAGCCCAAACACAUGGCAAAACAUAGGAUAUGGUUUUUAAGUUAUUUUAAUACAGAACCAGUCGAUAGGCCCUUAAUUCAUUCACAUACUGUAGGUACAGUACACUUGUGUCUGCCAACUUUGACUUCCUUUUCCAGAUUGAUGUGACGUCUCCAUCAUUUCAAAGAUAGCCAAUAAAAUGAUCAGUAUCAUUUUUUUUGCAUUGACCUUUUAUGGGAUGUUGUGGGACAACAUUGGGAGGACUAUAGCACUCGUGCACGCAUGCACAAUUCAAC